This is a messenger RNA of Laetiporus sulphureus 93-53, 795 nucleotides long. RefSeq lists its product as uncharacterized. Bases 1 to 795 code for a protein of 264 amino acids. The record is from RefSeq and is a predicted model, not a curated record. Lineage: Eukaryota; Fungi; Basidiomycota; Agaricomycetes; Polyporales; Laetiporaceae. The transcript has a single exon.
AUGGGCCCGAACGCCGGUCGCGGUCGCGGGACAUCCCCUUCUCCGAGUCCGAUCUCUAGACAACCCAAGUGUUCAACAAGUAAUCAUGGUACCACCGUGGGCCUGCCGUUCGACUCGUACGACUAUUCUUCCCUCUUGUCGCUUAUCAUCUCCACCGUUGCCACUGCAAUCUUCCCGUCUAUCGCAAACCUUGUUGGGAAUGUGUUCAACGCACCCGUUUUAUUGCCGACUACUCAAAUUGAUGGUGCGCAGAUCAUGCUCCAACGGAAUGCACCCCUUCAAGCUUCCCUGCGCGUGCGUCGCUCGAAGGUGCAUAUGUCGCACGAUGCGUUUGGGGAAACGAGAAGAGCACACUGCACACCUGCAGAAACAGGACGUGGCGAGUUUGAGGAGGGAGCGCGAAGGCUACUUGCGAAGCGCUGGGCUGCUACCGGUGGGGCUCCCCUAAGGACCAACAUCAAUGGCCCGAGCAGUGAAAGCAAAUCAACGAGUACGUCGGGAAGUGGGACAAGUAUGCCCUAUGGUAACGGUGCCCGAUUUGCUCUUGACCCCAUCAUUCUCGUCGAGGAGGAGGAAGAGGAGAUCGAGGAGAUGGAAAAGACGGGAGAAAACGGAAUGCGGAACUCUCUAGGGACAGGUUCCGGAUACGGCGAGAGCGACGCAGGAAGGAUGAGGGCCUUGACGAGCUCCACAGUAGGUAACGCUAUGACUGGCAGCAUGCCGGAUGGCCUUUCCACCGCAAUUACUACAUCGGACCUGAGUGGCAUCAAUAACCCCAAUUCGGAGACCGCCUGA